GACACGUGUCAGCCGUGCGGGGCGUCGCAAACAUGGUGAUCUUCAGUGUGUACGUGGUGAACAAGGCCGGAGGUUUAAUUUACCAAUAUGACAAUUAUGUCCCGAGAGCGGAGGCCGAGAAAACGUUUAGCUACCCUUUAGACUUGGUGCUGAAGAAUCACGACGAAAAGGUGGUCGUAUCGUUCGGGCAGCGGGACGGAAUCCGAGUGGGCCACGCAGUGCUGUCCAUCAACGGAGUUGACGUGCAAGGCAAGAACACCGCAGACGGGAAGGACACCCUUGAAUAUUUAAAGGAUCCUGCUAAUUAUCCGGUGUCUAUUCGCUUUGGACGGGCCCGACUGAGCUCAAACGAGAAGCUGAUGCUGGCAUCCAUGUUCCACUCGUUGUUUGCUAUUGGUUCCCAGCUGUCUCCUGACGUCGGCAGUUCAGGGAUUGAGAUGCUAGAGACGGAUGUCUUCAAACUCCACUGUUUCCAGACGCUCACAGGGAUAAAGUUCAUCGUGCUGGCAGACCCUCGACAGUCUGGUAUUGAUGCAUUAUUGAGGAAGAUAUACGAGAUCUAUUCGGAUUUCGCACUCAAGAACCCGUUUUAUUCUCUGGAAAUGCCAAUCAGGUGUGAACUCUUUGACCAGAAUCUGAAGGGUGCACUGGAAAUUGCAGAGAAGGCGGGAAACUUUGGAGCUGGAUCUUGAACUAGGGGAGACUAGAUAUGUGCAAUGAUUUCCACAACAGACUGACUUCAUACGAAGGUGGUUCAAAAUUCAGUUAAGAAAAAACUAAACAAAUUGGUUUUUUUGUUUUAUAAGUUGGUGUCGGAUCGUUAAUUAACACAUUGUAAAUAUAUAUUAUGUUUUGUAAAUACUUGAAAUUAAAUACAUUUUUGCA
Molecule: messenger RNA, 885 nt
Organism: Gasterosteus aculeatus aculeatus (three-spined stickleback)
Lineage: Eukaryota; Metazoa; Chordata; Actinopteri; Perciformes; Gasterosteidae
Gene: trappc4
Product: trafficking protein particle complex subunit 4
Biological process (GO): endoplasmic reticulum to Golgi vesicle-mediated transport
Cellular component (GO): TRAPP complex
Source: RefSeq, a predicted model, not a curated record